AUGCCUUCACGUGUACUGUCCCUUAUACUCACUAGAGGUGGGCCAGCCGUGUGCCGGUCUGACAUGGAUGAUCCAAGUAGUGUCUUGGUGGGCAUGUUUGGCCACUGCUCGCAGGAGUUGGUCAAUCUCUGUCUGCUCGGCCGUUGUGUCUCAAAUGUUUUUGAUGGUGAAGAGUCUAUGGGAGGUGGGAUGAUGCUCCGUGGGGUUCCUGUUGAAGUGCCAGUUGUGGUAGGCUACAUCACUGAGCUGGAGGCUCUCAGGUAUGUCACGGUGGGCAGUCAGUAUAAGAACCCCCUACUGCCCUUUUGGGUUAUUGGCUCGCCCAAUCAUUACACUUUGCUUUACUCGCGAAAUAUCAACUGCGUGAAGCGGAAUCCUGUCAGUGUAGUGAAGGAUAAACUGAAGGACGCCUUUGAUGCCAAUUGUACUGAUGAAGGCAUCGCCACAGUAGAACAGAUGGAUAAAAUGAUCGCUAUUGAUCUGCCUGAUGAGCUCGUAUGUGAACUGGCUCGAGCAGUUGUGGUAGCUAUGGUGAAAAAAGAAGCUCUGGAGGGCUCCAUUGUGCUGUAUGAUACCUUCCAGAGCAUCUUCUGUAAGGCUCUAUUCGGGGAGAGCAAGCUGGAGGAGUUGGAAACUAGCCUGAGCAGACCGUCGGCCUACUCCCUGUACGAGGAAGAGUUUAUGAUGCCCUAUUGGAAGUAG
This is a messenger RNA of Perkinsus marinus ATCC 50983, 702 nucleotides long. RefSeq lists its product as hypothetical. Gene Ontology annotation, molecular function: cysteine-type deubiquitinase activity; K48-linked deubiquitinase activity. The record is from RefSeq and is a predicted model, not a curated record. Gene Ontology annotation, biological process: protein K48-linked deubiquitination. The transcript has 8 exons. The coding region runs from base 1 to 702 and encodes 233 amino acids. Lineage: Eukaryota; Perkinsozoa; Perkinsida; Perkinsidae.